ACUGGAGGCCACCUAUAGCUAGAUCCGUGCUGGGUAUGCCCUGUGCGCGGUGGAACAUACAGAGAUCCCCGCCUCACGGGGCUGUAGUUAUCGUACAGACAGAUGUCCAUGUAUGUCUCCCCAGCAGGAUGGACGCUGCUCCCACGUGUUUCUGCUCGGAGUCUGACUUUUGCUCGGAUUGUGGCUCAGUGCUGCCCCCUCCUGGCGUUCAGGAUACUGUCACCUGCCUCAACUGCGGUCAUCGUACACAAGUGACAGAGUUCCUGGGGAAAUACAUUCAGAGGUCGAUCGUGUUUAAUAAGCUUGAUACCAUAGCUUUGUCAGAGGAGUCCGAUGAAACGGGAGCUUUAAACGGACCCCUGAUCGAUAGGCGCUGCAGCCGCUGUGGCUGUGAGAAGAUGGUCUAUCACACGAGGCAGAUGCGCUCGGCAGAUGAGGGACAGACAGUGUUUUACACAUGUGUGCAAUGUCGUUUCCAGGAGAAAGAAGAUUCUUGAUGCAGCGAUUUAAUUAAAUUACAAAGUUCCUUUUUUUUUAAUUAUAAUAAAGCAUUAUAUUUUGAUCAAA
This is a messenger RNA of Bufo gargarizans (Asiatic toad), 567 nucleotides long. It is a transcript of the gene POLR1H, whose product is annotated as RNA polymerase I subunit H. The transcript is spliced from 4 exons. Bases 36 to 497 code for a protein of 153 amino acids. Gene Ontology annotation, cellular component: RNA polymerase I complex. NCBI's taxonomy places the organism in Eukaryota, Metazoa, Chordata, Amphibia, Anura, Bufonidae. Gene Ontology annotation, biological process: termination of RNA polymerase I transcription; DNA-templated transcription. The record is from RefSeq and is a predicted model, not a curated record. Gene Ontology annotation, molecular function: DNA-directed RNA polymerase activity; nucleic acid binding; zinc ion binding.